GCAUAUUUUACACGUGAGACUUUACGACACUCAACUCCUCCCGCAAAGUAAACACUCAUUUCUAUACGCUAUUCAUGAAUCCGAACAAAUAUAUUGUGUGCUGUACUCAGGUGUACAAGGUUAUGGAUGUCUUUUGUAAAGAGCUGGCAGUACAAACUUCUCCAAUAUACCUUCACUCGGAUAGAGGGAACAGCAUACAGGGUUUUAACCUUCUCGUACGUAGUCCGUACACUUUUCUGAUAGAUUAUUCAUCGUUAUGGAUGUAGACGCGUCGUUGGAGCUUCUCGGUGGCUUUGGCCUGCUGCAAACGCUGAACUUCCUCGCUUACUCGCUCUGUGGCGGUAGCAGCUCGUGGCACCUCACAGGGGUCGCUUUUACGGCAUCUGCACCACGCGACUACUGGUGCAGGCUACCUCCCAACGGCACAGGCUUGGACGACGCUGAAGGCUACAUCUCAGAGCAAUGCCAUCUGAUUUACGAAGCCGAAGGUGGAAGUAACGACACAGUGCCCUGUCUGUACGGCUGGGAAUAUGACUCCAUGUACGGUGAAACUAGCGUUGUGACCGAUUUGGACCUAGUCUGCGAUCGUGCCAUCCUCGCUGGUACCCUGACUUCCAUCCAUUUUGGCGGGGUGCUGGCGGGCUCCUACAUCCUAGGCCAAUUGUCGGACAUUUUGGGGAGGCGCUUAGUUGUUCUUGGCUCGCUGGUUGGACUUGUGGCAACGGGGACAGGCCUCAGUUUCACAUGGAGCUUUGCAGGGAUGGCUGGUCUGAGAUUUUUGAAUGGAUUUUUCAUUCCAGGUUCUCUGACAGUGACGUACGUGCGCUUGAUCGAGAUGUUCACUCCAGGUCGCCGACUUAAGGGACAGCUGGUCUGCGAGAUGAUGUGGGUGUGCGGCAUCUCUUUGUUGGCACCUGCAGCUUACCUCCUACCGAAUUGGAGACACCUUCAGCUGGCUAUAUCUCUCUUCGGAAUCCCUGUGAUAUUCUUUGUUUGGUUGUCUUAUGACUCUAUAAGAUGGUUGGUUCAAAAGGGCAGGAUAGAGAAGGCAGAAAAGUUUCUUCAGAGGAUCGCCAAGUCUAAGAACAUCAAUCUUUCUGGCAACUUCCUCCUGGCCCAGCAAGACCCAGACGUGCAGAACGGCAACAAGCCGCUGAGCGAGAACGCCAUCGAACUGGAAACGACUACCACCGUCGAAAAGACUCGGAUUGGAGGCUUCCAACAUGGCAGGGACGGUGGGUCUACCUUACACGACAAACAUCUAGGACAUCGGGACUUUAGGGGGAAGAAGGCUACUGUCGUAGAUUUGUUCAAGACACCUGUUCUGAUUAAAAGAUCGUUGAUUGUGAGCUAUUGUUGGUUCACAAGCAACGUUGUAUACUAUGGUUUCUUUAUCAACGCUACUAAUCUCGUCGGCAACAAGUAUUUAAAUUUCUUCUUGAUAUCGGUGACGGAGGCGCCGAGUUACAUCCUGAAUUAUUUCAUAAUGAAGAGAUUUGGUCGCAGACGUCCAAUCAUCUUUGUCUAUGCUCUCAGCGGUGUGACUUGUGUGAUAACUGGGGCGAUACCAAAGGAAACAGCUUCUGGUAUUGACUUGACUGUAGUCAUCCUCGUUUUUGCAAUAAUCGGCAAGCUCUUUGCAUCAGCUGCUUUCGACAUCGUUUUCCUGAUCACAGCUGAGGUCUUUCCGACAGUUUUGAGAAGUGCUGCGUUCGGUGCUGCAUCCAUGAUUGGCAAGGUCGGUGGUAUGGUGGCACCUUUCAUCAUCUUCCUGAAUGUCUACCAUGAUUCCAUUCCCAUGAUCGUUUUCGGCGUGCUGUCUCUGAUAGCUGGGGCUCUUGUCCUGCCUCUUCCCGAGACCAAUAACCGAUCUCUGCCGGAGACACUGGAAGACGGAGCCAAGCUCGCCUGUAAAGCCAACCCGGAGGAUGAGCAGUCACCCACACAUGCUUAGACUAGUGAUGUUUAUAUCUGAGACAUCUAUCCUUUCUAUCCUUUGGUACUCUAACAUCCUGUUUCACUUAUGUAAUAGUAUUAUUCAAGUAUGAACAAAGAUUAUACACAGAAGCAUAUUACGCAUAGAAGCCUGCAGUUUUAUUUCGUUCACUUGGGUCUAAUUUCAGUCUACCAGAAAUGUACCAAGUUGCAUUCUUAUACAGCAUUAAUUGUUAUAUAAACCAUUUUCGACUCAUCAGAGAAGCGUGGUUUAACCCAUUCAGCAUUGGCAGACUAUGAGCGGCCUGCGCCAUGCAACACAAUAUUACUCAAAGAUAUCGAAUAUGUCGUACUGUGCGUUGUGAUGUGUGAUCACUGUGCACUGUAAAAGUAAAACGAAAAAAUGAUUACGAAAUGGUAUGUUGAGUUCCCAGAAUGUUCUAGGGAAAAUGCCACUCACAGUUGAAAUACUAACCAAAAACGGUUAUAUCUAUAAAAGAAAGUUGUAUGUCUGCUCUAAACACUGGAAACGAAACUGACAUCAAUGUCUCAAUUCUCCCAGUAAACUAUGGUAUUUCAUGCAAAUUGAUAUAAGUAAAAUAUCAAAUGUUACAUUUAAGGUAAUGUUAUGUUAAUAUGAAAAUUAGGUUUGAUACUAAUUUUAGUUGAUACCACCCGAAAUAUCCAGAAGUUAUUAUAUUCAGCACAGAUCAUCUGUACUAAUUACUGAAAGGAAAGUAGAGAUUUUAGGUAACAAAAGACCAAACUACCCAGAGUAUAUUGUAAAAGAAAAUGAAAUAGGAAACGCAUGCAGUCACUGCCACGUCAAUAGAUCGAGAGAAUAUUUUCUCUGUCUGUAUGCUCUUUCAGUUUAUAGAGAGCUGCAAUAUUAUACUUUCAGAACUUUGA
This is a messenger RNA of Acanthaster planci (crown-of-thorns starfish), 2844 nucleotides long. RefSeq names its product organic cation transporter-like protein. The record is from RefSeq and is a predicted model, not a curated record. Lineage: Eukaryota; Metazoa; Echinodermata; Asteroidea; Valvatida; Acanthasteridae. Gene Ontology annotation, biological process: transmembrane transport. Gene Ontology annotation, cellular component: membrane. Gene Ontology annotation, molecular function: transmembrane transporter activity.